Xylona heveae TC161 is the source of this 414-nucleotide messenger RNA. RefSeq names its product nucleic acid-binding protein. Gene Ontology annotation, biological process: translational initiation. Gene Ontology annotation, cellular component: nucleus. Lineage: Eukaryota; Fungi; Ascomycota; Xylonomycetes; Xylonales; Xylonaceae. The transcript is spliced from 2 exons. Bases 1 to 414 code for a protein of 137 amino acids. The record is from RefSeq and is a predicted model, not a curated record. Gene Ontology annotation, molecular function: RNA binding; translation initiation factor activity.
AUGCCUCGUCCUAAGCGUAAUGUUUUGGCUGCAGCACAAGAGUCGUUCGAGCCGCCAGUAGAACUGACUGAAGGUCAACACAUCGCACGCGUGGUCAAAAUCAACGGCAACAACCUCUACCUCGCCGAGCUUCCCUCGAAAAAGCAAUUGCUAGUUGAAUUGCCUUCACGUUUUCGUUCCACCGUGUGGAUCAGGCGCGGCGGAUACGUGCUUGUGGACACCAAUGCUUUUGCAGAUCGGGAAAACAAAUUAGACGGAGAAAUUGCGGCCGUGAUUCGAAACGACAAGGAAUGGAGGAAGAUGAAUUACUGGCCGCAGGAAUUUGCAAAGAAAUCUUCGUACUUGGAGGAGAGUGACGAGGACGAAUCUACCGUCGGCAAACUGCCGCCCAGCGAUGACGAGGACGAUGCAUGA